AUGACAACAAAUAUGUAUCUCCCACAGAUCACCAUCAGUUUCUUUCUUGCCAUGACGCCAGUUCUCUCCCUACCACCAGGGUUCUUACACAAAGGCUUUCCAGCACCAUCGCUCUAUCCUAUCGAAUUCAACCCCGUUCUCUCAAGGAGAAAGAGUUGUGCCGAGACAUGCGGCACCGUCUGCUACUACCAGUCGACCAUCGACAAGGCUGUCGCCGAGGGCUAUUCGCUAUAUCAAUCCGGCCAGACGGAGGGUUCUGACGAGUAUCCACAUAAAUACAACGACUACGAAGGGUUCGAUUUCCCGGUAGCUGGCCCCUACUAUGAGUUUCCAAUCCUGCAUACGUUCAAAGCCUAUGACGGUGGAAGCCCAGGGCCCGACAGAGUCAUCUUCAACACGAACGGAGAUUUGGCCGCUGUGAUCACCCAUACAGGAGCGAGCGGGAACGAUUUUGUCGAGUGUGAUGGGUGA
This is a messenger RNA of Capronia coronata CBS 617.96, 471 nucleotides long. Its product is annotated as ribonuclease T1. Lineage: Eukaryota; Fungi; Ascomycota; Eurotiomycetes; Chaetothyriales; Herpotrichiellaceae. Gene Ontology annotation, molecular function: RNA nuclease activity; RNA binding. The transcript has 2 exons. The record is from RefSeq and is a predicted model, not a curated record. The coding region runs from base 1 to 471 and encodes 156 amino acids.